Messenger RNA from Hansenula anomala, 1095 nucleotides. RefSeq names its product aurora kinase (gene IPL1). Lineage: Eukaryota; Fungi; Ascomycota; Saccharomycetes; Phaffomycetales; Wickerhamomycetaceae. Gene Ontology annotation, cellular component: spindle midzone; spindle microtubule; spindle pole centrosome. The transcript is spliced from 3 exons. Gene Ontology annotation, molecular function: protein kinase activity; ATP binding. Bases 1 to 1095 code for a protein of 364 amino acids. Gene Ontology annotation, biological process: regulation of cytokinesis; mitotic spindle organization; protein phosphorylation. The record is from RefSeq and is a predicted model, not a curated record.
AUGACAUCGAGGCCGAUAGAGAGCAGAUUAUCACAAGUGUCUUUGACAAAGAAGCAAGAUGCGAAGGAAAGAGUGACUAGGAAUCCAUUGACAAAGAUUCAACUCAAUAAUACCCAAAGACUCAAUCAAAGACUAUCAUCUUCAUCAUCUACAACUUCUAAACAACAACCAUCAUACAUGGCUCCAACCAUUUCAGCUUCUGCUAACGUUGCAUCUCCACAUCGUAUACGCAGACCUUCACAAGUUGGUAAACAAGAGAGUGGGUAUAUGCCACUACGACAAUACACUUUGGAUGAUUUUGAGAUCGGAAGAAAAUUGGGUAAGGGGAAAUUUGGUAAAGUUUAUUGUGUUAAAGAUAAAAGAACUGGAUUCGUUUGUGCUUUGAAAGUCAUGGAGAAGAAAGAAUUGAUGGAAUAUAAAGUUGAGAAACAAUUUAGAAGAGAAGUUGAAAUCCAGUCAAAUUUGAGACAUGAAAAUAUUUUGAGAUUAUAUGGCUAUUUCCAUGAUCAGUCUCGAGUUUAUUUAAUCUUGGAAUAUGUGAUAUAUGGAGAAUUAUACAAAUACUUGAAAAGGAAGAAAAGAUUCAAUGAUAUCACAGCAUCUCAUUAUGUUUUCCAAAUGGCUGAAGCUUUAUCAUACCUACAUUCCAAAAACAUCAUUCAUAGAGAUAUUAAACCUGAAAACAUUUUGCUUGAUUUUGAUAACAUUAUCAAGAUUAGUGAUUUUGGUUGGAGUGUUCAUGCGCCAAACUCUAAAAGAUCAACAAUGUGUGGUACACUUGAUUAUUUACCUCCUGAAAUGGUUGAAGCUAAAGAUCAUGAUUAUAGAGUUGAUGUGUGGGCAUUAGGUGUUUUAUGUUAUGAGUUACUAGUUGGUCAACCACCAUUUGAAGAAGAAUUUAGAGAUACAACAUAUAGAAGAAUUGCCAAAGUUGAUUUGAGAAUACCUGCAUUUGUUAGCACCGAUGCAGCUGACCUAAUAAGAAGGUUAUUACAAUAUGAUCCUGAAAAGAGAUUUUCAUUAAGUGAAGUUAAAAACCAUCCAUGGAUAUUGAAGAAUAAGAGUUCAUGGCCUCACAGAAGAAUAUCUGCAUGA